Messenger RNA from Lymnaea stagnalis (great pond snail), 1280 nucleotides. Lineage: Eukaryota; Metazoa; Mollusca; Gastropoda; Lymnaeidae. The record is from the annotation of a GenBank genome assembly.
AGUAAACAUCACGACAGGUUCACACUCCUGGACAGUACGAAAACUGUGGAGGAAGAGCUCAGCGAGGAGGAGCUGACCAAUGAGCAGAUGGAAGACAUCAUAUUUCUCAGGAAACCUGCCAUCACAACAUCAAGCUCUCUCAGGCCUAAAGCCCAUUUGACUCGAGAUAAAACCCUUGUUCUGGGUGAGAAAACUGACACAAAAACACAGGCCCAUCUUAAGUAUUCCAGAUCAACGGCAACAAAACAGGGAUUGACAUCGUCACAUCCCAUGUCUGACUUUCAUAAGUCUUCAUCAGAACCUGUGCUGAACUAUAAGCCUAAAAUAAUACCAACUGAACCGCUCAUAACUGAAGCGAGUAAACCAAUGUCCAGAGCAAAGAUCAUUCCAGUUGAACCAAAGAUCAUUCCCACAGAACCGGUUGUGGACCCACCUGACCAAGGGGCAUCAGUGGUGGUUCCACUGCCUACGGCUGAAGUCAGCCUUAAAAAAGCUGAUGCUGUCCCACAAUCUAUACUUAAAAAUAGAACGACGCCUUCAGUCAAAUCAGCCAAACCUUUGUUCACAGAAAAAGUCAAAGAGGAAAUCAUAAUGCCUUUACAUGUUCCACUGGAUGAGGACUUUGGGGAUGUUGAUAUGCGAAUUCCCAAUCAGCAACCUGCUACUCUGCAUCCUGUUUUUUUGUCUGCCAGACAGCCACCAACAUUACACCAUUCUCCACCCGAGCAGCAGCUUUCUCCAAAUUUUGCCUUUGGCUCCUGGCUGACACCUGCUGAGAUCCAAGCAUCAUCAUCGGUUAAGGUUGAAGAGAGCUCACCUGUUUUCAGAACUCCUUCACCCUCAUCGCCUAUUUCUCCACCAUCUGAAUCGCCUCCAUCACCUGUAGACUCGCCCAUCUCUCCUCCCCUGGAUUCUCCAGCGUCCCCGCCACCAGUAUUGGACACUGAAUCUCCAGCCUCGCCGCCACAGUCGGUUUAUGCCAAAAGCUUCAGGUCGUCCCCCAUCGCCAUUCCCACCUCUCGUAUUUACCAGAAUGCAUCCCCUGAAGUGAGCCAUGUCCACUGCAGCCUGUACAAAACAAGGGCUGUAGAAGAACUUGACAACAGCCAAGUCUGUAGGUCCUCUAGGACCAGGACAAGGUCUAGAGAAGGGAUAGACAAUGCUGAUGACAUGAAAGAUUUCCUCAACUCUGGGUUUGACUCUGAUUUAGACAGUUCUUAUGAAGAUGAAAGGUAGUGUCUUGAAUCUUUUACAGCAGUAUAACAAUGGUAGCAAUGGAU